CACCAUAACAAGUGUAACGUUCUGAAGCUGAGGAGGGAAGGCGGCGGUUUUACUCCUGAUGGCGAUGUUUCUGCAUUUAAAACAUUAGCCGACCAGUCCCUGUCUCUGAAGGAUUAGCGUUACAGUGCACGUGACUCAACUAGAUUAGAUCGACUAGAUUUGUAGCAGACAAACCGUGGAUUGCUACUGGACCGCAUAAACUAGUUUGCAAUUAACAAAGAGAUUGCGACAUAGCAGCUCUUUACUUACACAGUGAACCUCAGGUCCCCUAUACAGUGUGCGCGUGAUUGAGUAUGUCGGAAUCACAGAACUAUACAGAUUGGAAUAUUUUUAUUUCCGCAUAAUUUACCUGGACACGGACUUUGAAAAACUACAUACCGGAAGUGCUAAGUGCUGUGUGUAUCUUGACCUCGUUGUGUUCCUCUGCUGUCCCGUUCAUCCUUCUUAACUCUGAAGUGAGUAUGGAGCUCGUGCAGUGUUCCUGCAGCACACGCGCCGUAUCUUUCAAUUUCCGCGCGGAUCUCUCGGAAGCAGCAGUGGGCAGGUAGCCGGGCAGGAGGCUCAGCAGGCAUGCCGUCCGAUGUGGAGUACAGCCCGGUGGGAGAGGGGCUGGGGAUGCGGGACUUCUGGCUGUAUGUGUGGCUGCGCAGGGCGGCGAUGAUAGCGGCUCAUGUCACCGGCCUGGGCCUGACCCUCACCAUCUGCCUGCUGUCCAGACCCGGAACCAGUCUGUUCUCUUGGCAUCCAGUGUGUAUGUCUGUCGCAUACUGCCUGUGUAUGACUGAAGGCAUCCUCCUCUUCUCGGCUGAAGGAUCCCCCUUCUGCUUCAUGUCUCGGAAAGGUAAAGUCCGUCUGCACUGGUUCUGUCAGGCUCUGGUCCUGAUAGCCGCGGCCACCGGGCUGGGCUUCAUGGUGGCCAGUAAGAACGUGUCGGAGCUCCCCCACCUGCUGACCUGGCACAGCGUGCUGGGGGUCUGCACUCUGGCUGCGACUGUGCUGCAGGCGGCCUGCGGCGUCUGCGUUCUCUUCCCUAAGCUGCUGCGCCUUUCCUCCUCCCCACUGAGGCUGAAGCUGUACCAUGCCACCUGCGGCCUGGUGGUCUACCUGCUGGCCACAGUCACCGUGGUGUCGGCCAUGUUUUCGGACUGGUUCCAGGCCACGGUGAAAGGCCUGGCCUGGUGGGCUUUCCUCCUGCUGCCCCUCUUCCCCGCCCUGGUGGUGAUGAACCAGAUCACUAACGCCUACCUGCCACGCAAGAAGAUCACCAGCUAGGAAGCACAGCGCACAGGAGAUACCCCUCAAUCCCUCUGUGGCCAUGUUGGAUCUACUCAGAGACUCAGGGAAGCGGAGCAGGAGCUCAGCCUUUGGAAGUCAAAUAAGUCACAAACAGCCGGACAUGCUGCUCGUCCCACAGACAGAUCCUAACAUAAAAACAUGUCUGAAGAGAACUUUAGUUUGACUGUGCUCAAUCUUUGUUAGUUACUGAUGCAAGAUCACUUUCAACCUCAUUUCUCCACUCAAAUGAAUGCUGAGGUUAUAAUAACACUGAUCGUUUUCUUUCUUCUUAUACCAAGUGCAAAUACCAGAAGGUUACAGCUGGCUGUUGUUAAGUGUGGGGAGCUACUUCAUUUAUUCCAUUUGAUAAAUGAGUGGAUGAAUAAUUGAAAGAAGUACAGAAUACAUUUUGGGCAGAAGUUGUUUGCUCACAUAUUAACCCCUCCUGACUCACUAAACUCUAGCACCUCGAGGUCAGCAGGAGAACUAAAAGACUUCCAGCUCUGACUCCUGCUAAAACACACAGACCUUCAACAGGAAGAGGGACACUAUGCACAGUGUGGGUAACCAUGCCCUAUGUAUGACACAUGUAUGAUGACCCAGCUGGUUGUGGUCUGACAUAUCUGCAGAGGAAUAUUUGCUUUCCAUAUGCAAUGAAUACGAUGUGGAGGAUUUUGUACCAGCAUGCACAUUCUAUUUAUUUAUUCUUUUGUAAUACAUGUGUGUUUUGUCUUGCCUUGGCUGCUUAAAGGAGCCACAUGUUAAAGCAAGUUCCAUCAGUCAGUCUGUCUGAUGGAGCCCAAACAGAGCUGAACGGGAGCAGAUAUUGGGCUGAGUUCAGCAGGUGGACACUAACACGACUCUAAAUAAAUGCUCACGUUGCUCAGUGUCUGCAGGAUGUGCAGAUAAGCAGCUGUUGGCUAACACAUUAGUCACUAGGGCUUGUGUUCCGUAGUGGCCACAACAACCAACCAAUGCAGCUUCAAUAGAGCAUGGCCACCAUAAUGUAGAGACAUGACUUAUUCUAUCAAAUAUGACACUGAUUGUCCCGGGUGGUGGGCGCUGUAAGCUAGAGAGUAUCUUACAUGAGCAUUUUGAAAACACUAAACAUGUCAGACAGCUCUGUGGGAUAUGAGCUCUGUGAACAUUUGCUUUAGUGGGAUCACUGCUGUGAGGGAGACGGUUUCCUCAUUUAUUAUAGAAUUACUUGCUUUGAUAAUAAUGUGAGAAACUCCUUUUUAUUUUUCAUUUCUGUGUUUCACUGAUGGUUUGAUAGCCCUAAGUUUGUGUUAUGUUAGCUUUUGUAGUCACUUGGUGUACAAUAGAGUUCAGUCUUUAGAGCACCCUCCAUGUGUUGCUUUCUCAAACAAGGCCAAAGGCACGAUCCAGGAAUUGAAUGCAAAUUGAAACCUCCCGUCAUAUUCAACCAGCGCUCAAAGUCCCGUCUUGUCUUGCUCAUUAUCUCUGUAAAGCAGGGGUGUCCAAACUUUUUUCACUGAGGGCCACAUCCAGAAAAACAUAUAAAGGACUGGCCCCUCACUAGAGGUGAGCUAUAUCACCUCAUAUGUUAAGUUAUAAGUUAGCAACAUCAAUCAAAUGUAGUUAAAUUAUGCUUGAUAAUUGAAUAUGCUUUAGGAAAAACAGCGUACAUCACAGGUCUCCGUAGGGGUUCCUGUGUUUUGUUGGCAGCUCCUUUCUUAAAACAGAAGCCUCAGAUUGAUUAUAAUAAGAGGAAAUAUGAAGGGUAUAUUUAAAGCGUGUUAUUCAAAUAAGCUAUUGGGCUUUUUUUUACCAACUAAAAUUUGUUAGAAAAGGUUUCUUGUUCAGCUCAAUGGAAUGCAUUUAUUGGAAAAAUGAUUAACACAUGAACACUACUGUGUAAUAUAUGUUUUGAUUUUUAAGAAGUACAAUAUAAGACCACUUAAAAGGGCCAAUCGUAGUUUGGACACCCCUGCUGUAGAGUAUUUCAAUUGGUAGAACAUUCAAUCACUGUACUUUUUCAUCCAAUUCUAGUCUAAUUUGUAAUUCAGAAGAACUGUGUUGAUCCAAAUGAAUUACAAGUUUGUGUCUUGCUUCUGAAUGAGGGUGUAGCCAUCAAACAGAGUAUUUGAUGCUGUCUACAGAACUAGUAGAGAAGGCCACACAGCAUGGAGCAAAUACAAUUCAAAGCAGCAAUAUGAUGUAUCAACACUCAGCCGGAGCCCUGACUGCAUAAAGACCUUUUGGAUGUACUGAUCCUGCAGCACACAGGCAGCUUAUGUAAAUACUUUUUUGACAUACUACCAAGCAUUUGUUGGUCAUGGUAUGUACUCUGUGUGUAAUUAAAAAAUAAGAAUGGAAGAUAAUUCAACAUGUUAUGGUUCUUUAACGCCCAUAGACUGUAUAGGUGAGGCCAGGAAAUAAUAUGGAACCAGGAACGCUUCACCUUUUCAUUUCCAGACCGGGUUUAACGGGCUAUGCUGGUGUGGUUUAAUCGGUUUGAUGAUCAUGUACUGCAAGAAUUAUUUCCUUUAUGAAAAAGUGGCAUUAUAAUCCUGAGAAUGUUGCUAUUUCUUUACUUUUUGUAGAUGCUACUGAGCACACCUGGCUCUACCAACAGGUGUGGGAGAUAAAUCUCAGGGCUGUGCUGUACGAGGCGAUCAGAAUGUAACUUGUGACUUUGUAUUUAUCCAGUCCUUUUCAGGAUUAUCUGUAAUAAACACAUAACUACAUUUGAA
Messenger RNA from Eleginops maclovinus (Patagonian blennie), 3992 nucleotides. RefSeq names its product probable transmembrane reductase CYB561D1 (gene cyb561d1). The transcript is spliced from 3 exons. The record is from RefSeq and is a predicted model, not a curated record. Bases 571 to 1272 code for a protein of 233 amino acids. Gene Ontology annotation, molecular function: heme binding; transmembrane monodehydroascorbate reductase activity. Lineage: Eukaryota; Metazoa; Chordata; Actinopteri; Perciformes; Eleginopidae.